Molecule: messenger RNA, 1113 nt
Organism: Nematolebias whitei (Rio pearlfish)
Lineage: Eukaryota; Metazoa; Chordata; Actinopteri; Cyprinodontiformes; Rivulidae
Gene: adob
Product: 2-aminoethanethiol (cysteamine) dioxygenase b
Exons: 1
Coding region: 65-817 (250 amino acids)
Cellular component (GO): mitochondrion
Molecular function (GO): oxidoreductase activity, acting on single donors with incorporation of molecular oxygen, incorporation of two atoms of oxygen
Source: RefSeq, a predicted model, not a curated record
CGACGCCAGCUGAAGCCCGGACCAGAGAGUCCAGUGGACCCGGGCAGCUAGGCUCUGCUUCGUUAUGAUGCUUGCCGACAGCACCAUGACUUCCAUCGUUCAGAGAAUAGCUCGACAGGCUCUGGUCACCUUCAGAAGCCCGCCGGGACCCGGUGAAGAAGCCGGCAAGUCUUUCCUGGAGAACCACAACAAGCUGAGGAGCCUGAUGACGGAAGUGCGCGCGGCGGACCUCAAGCUGGUUCCGCGGAGAGCGGAAGACGGUUCGGCCCGCGCGCACCCGUACCUCCAUGGGGUGCCCCCGGUCACCUACAUGCACAUCUGUGAAACGGACCAGUUCAGCAUGGGUGUGUUUCUGCUGAAAAGUGGCGCCUCCAUCCCGCUGCACGACCACCCGGGCAUGCACGGCGUGCUCAAGGUUCUGUACGGGAAGGUCCGGAUCAGCUGCUUCGACAGGCUGGAGCGGUCCUGCAGCAGCUCGCCCCCACUCCCCCCGGCCCAGGUGGGCUCCCUGCGGCGCUCCGUGCUCCGCUCCACGGCGGAGUACACGGAGGAGAGCGGCCCGUGCGUGCUGUCCCCGGACCGGGACAACCUGCACCAGAUCGACGCGGUGGACGGACCCACGGCGUUCAUGGAUAUCUUGGCCCCCCCGUACGACCCGGACGACGGCAGGGACUGCCACUAUUACAAGGCUGUGACUGAGGCAGAGCUGAAAGCCCUGGAGCAGAAGGAGAAGGAGGUCUGGCUCAUGGAGAUCUCCCAGCCUCCGAACUUCUGGUGUGGAGGGGAGCCCUACCCAGGCCCGGAGGUCUCCCUCUGACUCACCUGACCCCUUUCAGCCUGGUCUAGUUUCUGAAGCAAGACCUGGCCUGUUGGACAACACAGACCCUCUGAUUGCAUUUAUGAAGCAGCAGAAGCUACAAGUCAACGUCCAGAACUGUUUAUGUCCGUUUCCACCACUCCGAAUAAGAUAGUUACACUGACCCCUGCAAAUCUGAACGCCUUCAACCCAGUGCUUUAAAAGAUGAAACACAUGUGAGCCUCAAGCUUUACACUCUUAAGAAAUAAAAUGUUGUAUUUUACUAAAAAUGUCAGGUAAAAUAUAAAUAUUUGACG